AUGAGGUCCAAAACUCAAUGUGGCAUCAAUCUCAACCUGAUCCUCCUCUGCUGCUUCUUCAUCUUCCUCUUCACCAUCUUCAUAAUCAGAUCAAACUUCUCAUCUCCCCUCCAAACCCCAUCCACAUCCACAUCCAUCAACAUCUCCCAAGCCCAUCUCUCAACCUCAACCCCUCACUCCAAAUCCCCACAAUCCUCAACACCAUGCCCUUCCCUUGAACAACCCUUCAUCCCAACAUGCACUAAAACCCCACCUUCCCUAGCCAAUGCCAUCAUUCACUAUGCAACAACAAACAUCACCCCACAACAAACCAUCAAAGAAAUAUCAGUCUCAUCCAGAAUCCUACAAAAGAAAUCACCCUGCAAUUUCCUAGUCUUUGGCCUUGGACUUGACAGCUUGAUGUGGACAGCUCUCAACCAUGGAGGAAGAACAGUUUUCUUGGAAGAAGAUAAGUCAUGGAUUGAGCAAAUCCAACAAAAGCUACCCAACUUAGAGGCCUACCAUGUUUCCUAUGACACCAAGGUUCACCAAGCAGACAAGCUCAUGGAGAUUGGGAUGAAGGAAGAGUGCAAAGUUGUUGGGGAUCCAAGAUUUUCAAAGUGUGAAUUGGCCCUCAAGAACUGGCCAAGUGAGGUGUAUGAUAUAGAGUGGGAUUUGAUCAUGGUGGAUGCACCCACAGGGUACUUUGAUGGAGCUCCAGGCAGAAUGAGUGCCAUAUACACAGCUGGGUUGUUGGGGAGGAACAGAGAGGAAGGGGAGACUGAUGUGUUUGUGCAUGAUGUGGAUAGAAAUGUAGAGGAUAAAUUCUCAAAGGCUUUCCUUUGUGAAGGAUACUUGAGAGAACAAGAGGGUAGAAUUAGGCACUUCACCAUUCCAAGUCAUAGGGCUCGCUUAGGCAGACCCUUUUGCCCAUAG
Molecule: messenger RNA, 915 nt
Organism: Prunus armeniaca (apricot)
Lineage: Eukaryota; Viridiplantae; Streptophyta; Magnoliopsida; Rosales; Rosaceae
Source: the annotation of a GenBank genome assembly